Messenger RNA from Gracilinanus agilis (Agile Gracile Mouse Opossum), 2983 nucleotides. RefSeq names its product probable ATP-dependent RNA helicase DDX53. NCBI's taxonomy places the organism in Eukaryota, Metazoa, Chordata, Mammalia, Didelphimorphia, Didelphidae. Gene Ontology annotation, molecular function: RNA binding; ATP binding; RNA helicase activity. Bases 1 to 2853 code for a protein of 950 amino acids. The transcript has a single exon. The record is from RefSeq and is a predicted model, not a curated record.
AUGGAAAAAGAUCGCAGCUAUGCUGUUCACUAUGGUGUGCCAACUUCGAAGUCCCGGUCAUCAGCAGAGAAGGCAGGCUCGAUCCCAUCUCGAUCAUCCACAGGGGAAACGGAGAAAAGCUGUGCCACCCAUCCUUUGGUGCCAACCUCUGAACCCUGGAUACGGAUGGAGAAGCCAAAACCACCCUUGCCUCAGGCGCCCGCCGUAGAAACGGAUAGAAGGCGUGCCACUCACCUUUUGAUACCAACCUCUGAUCCCUGGUUACCGGUGAAGCCAAAAUCAGUCCCAUCUCAGCCAUCCACAGUAGAAGAUAGCAGCUAUGGCGCUCACUCUUCUGUGCUAACUUCUGAGCCGUGGUCAUCGGAAAAUCUGAUAUUCCCAUCUCAGGUGUCCACCACGGAAGCAGAUAGCAGCUAUCUGGAUCAGCUUGCUAUACCACCUUAUGAGUUAUGGUCACCAGUGGACAAGCUGAUGCCGCUCUCAUUUCAUUUGUCUCCUGUGGAAAAAUUUACUAGCCACACUACUACCUACAAUAGCAACCUUACUUCUUCAGGUUUUGACGUACCCUCAGUUGUGUCCGAGACACCAUUAGAGAAGUCACUGCCACUUCCACCUUAUCAGCUUUCCACUAUUGAAUCUUAUAACAGCUUUGGCACGUGUACCAUCAGUCCUCCCUCUUCGGGCUUUGUUAUGUCCAGCUCUGAGCCUCAGCCAUCAGAAAAGAGCCUGAUAUCUCCACCAUCUCGACUAUCGACCAGAAACAAAUCUAGCAGUCAUGCCAUCCAUAACAUCAGCCCUGCCUCGCCUGCUGUGACCAUGCCAGCCUCUGAGUCUCAGCCAUCCAGAAAGGGCCUUAUAUCACCACCCUUUCAAUUAUCCACCAGAAGAAAGUCUAGCAGCUCUACCACCCGUAACAUCAGCCCUGCCUGUGCACGUCAAUCACCAAAGAGCUUGAUUCCACCUCUGUCUCCAUUUUGCACCACAGAAGCAGCUAGCACUUAUGUCACCGGUAACAUCAGCCCUUCCCUUCCAGGCCCAACCCAUAACAUCGGUACAAAAGGGCAGGGAAGAGGCAACCUCAGGGGUUUGAGCGGCCCCCUGGCAGCACAGGAGGCCCAGGCCCAGGGCUCCUGUAAGAAAGAGUCACCUCUCUGUUUCAUGAUUAAGACCGGAAUAAUUGGAACCAGCACAAACAACAGAGGCAACAAAGUUAAGAAGAUGCAAGAAUUUUCCGGCUCUAAAAUGCGCGGUCCCAGAGGAGAAUCUGAGUCCGAGGCAAGGGCAUAUGGCAAACAACAAAACCAGAAACCGGCUAAGUCGGUAGUCGAAGAAACGGUGAAAACGGAGAGAUACUCUAAAGAGGGAGCAAAAAGGAGUGGUACUUUGAAAACAUCUUCUACUGAAAAGUUCACAGAGAGGAAAGUACCUAUGAUUGAUUGGGAUGCAAUCAGACAAAGUCACCUGCAAUACAUUAAAGACAAGUGGGGAAGCCUACCUCCAAUUAAGAAAGAUUUUUAUAUUGAAUCAGCCACUACCAAAUCAAUGUUACAAUCAGAAGCAGACAGGUGGCGCAAAGAAAACAAUAAUGUAACUUGUGAUGAUUUAAAAAAAUUUGAAAAAAGAUCUAUCCCGCACCCUGUCUGCAAAUUCGAAGAUGCAUUUGAACAAUAUCCGGAAGUAAUGGAAAACAUAAGGAAAGUAGGCUUCAUCAAACCCACGCCAAUACAGUCACAGGCAUGGCCAAUAAUAUUGAAAGGUAUUGACUUGAUCAGCAUUGCCCAAACGGGCACUGGAAAAACAUUAGCAUACCUAAUACCAGGUUUUAUUCAUCUUGACCAACAACCGGUAGCCAGAGAGGAAAGGGGUGGUCCUGGUAUGUUGGUGCUCACCCCAACCAGAGAAUUAGCUAUUCAAAUCGAAAAUGAGUGUAAGAAAUAUACCUAUAAAGGGAUCAAGAGUAUAUGCAUAUAUGGUGGAGACAGAAGUGGUCAAACUGAGUGUAUCCCCAAAGGUAUAGAUAUAAUCAUUGCCACCCCUGGUCGCCUUAGCGACCUUCAGAUGAACGACUUCAUCAAUCUUAACAGCAUAACCUACCUAGUUCUAGAUGAAGCCGAUAAGAUGCUGGAUAUGGGGUUCGAGCCUCAAAUAAUGAAAAUUUUAUCAGAUAUUCGGCCAGAUAGACAAACGGUAAUGACCAGCGCUACCUGGCCUGAUAUUGUCCGUCAUUUGUCCCAAAAGUAUCUAAAAGAUCCAAUGAUAGUUUAUGUUGGCACUUUGAAUUUAGCCACAGUAAAUACCAUAAAACAAAAAAUAAUCGUAACUACUGAAGAAGAGAAACGAGUUUUACUACUCUCGUUCAUUGAUUCAUUGAUGCCUGAACAUAAAGUAAUUAUUUUUGUAAGUAGAAAGCUUAUUGCUGAUGAUAUAUCCAGUGACUUGAGCAUUAAGGGCAUACCUGUGCAGUCACUCCAUGGUAAUCGAGAACAAGAUGACCGGGACCAAGCGUUAGAGGAAUUUAAAAAAGGAGUAGUAAAAAUAUUAAUAGCUACAGAUCUGGCAUCACGAGGUCUUGAUGUCCUUGACAUCACUCAUGUUUUUAACUUCGAUUUUCCUCAAAACAUUGAAGAAUAUAUACAUAGGAUAGGACGUACAGGAAGAGCUGGACAAAGUGGCUCGUCAAUCACUUUACUUACCAAAAAUGAUUGGAGCAUUGCUGGGGAGCUAAUUAACAUCUUGCAUCGGGCCAACCAAGAAGUUCCCCGUGAGCUUGCAACGAUGGCUAGGCAGUAUAAGCAGUAUAAGCAUAGAAAGAGUGAGGAAAAGAAGUUAAGGUAUUAUAGCAGGCCAAGAUAACAUAGUUUACUUUAAAGCCUGUUUAUUCUCUUUAAGUUUAAAAGUGUUUUAAAAAAAUGCUUGUGAAUUGGACAUUAUGUUUUCAUCUGGUAAUUGGAAAACCCUAAGGUUGUGUGGGAAUGUGAUUGAG